ACAAGAUAUCCCGCAUGAUGGCACACCGGUACGCGGGGCCGCGGCUGCAGGACGCGACCGGUAUCGCCGCCUGGACGACGCAGUUCCUGGACGAAGCAGCAGCGGUUGGCCUCGACAAGUACUUCACCGUCGACGAGUACGCCGACGCGGCAAGCGCAGCGCUGCGUGUGUCGACAGCCAAGCGUCACCUCAUUGUGAGCAAGGCCGAGGCCAUGGAGCCCGAGGUGCCAUACAAUGGUCUCUCGCCGUCCGAGCACAGGCGCGCAACUCAAGCGCGACAAACCCGCGUCCAGGACCGCGUCGCAGCGGCAUUGGCCAAGGAGGCACUCGCGAUCGGUGCGCGCGACCGGCGGGCUGCUGAGCGCUACCUGCUCUCCGCCGUCGACCCGUGCUGGCACGCGACGCUCGCGGCCGAGUGCGGUCCGUACGCCAAGUGGAAGCGCCUACUCGCGACGCCUAGCACACCUUUGCCGCAUAUUCCGGCGCUCCUCGACGCCAUGAGCAUCACGAUCCACAGCGACGAGGACUGGGCCACCUUCGCCCGCCGCUUGGACGGUCCCGCGAAUACGUACGUCGACAGCAUCGUCGCCAUGGGCGUCGCAGCUGCCCAAGGCGAUACAAACGCCAUUGUGUACAGCCACAGCGUCGGCGAGAAGCUUCGAUGCAUGCUGUUGGCGCAUGCGAUGCCCCCCGGGAUGCUGGACGAUUCCUACCGCAACGAAGCGCAGUGGAGCUACGAGGCUUUCCAGGAGGAUUUACAAACACAGUGGGCGCGCCGUACCGAGACGCACCUCGAAGAAGACCAGGAAAUGCUUCUGGACGGCGGCGGCGCCUCGUACUCGACCGACGACGCCGAUGGCCAAGAUGCGACCACCGCCGUCACACUCCACAACACGGAGGAUGAGCCCAUGUCGCAUGAUGCAGCGUCGUCACCGACCCACCGACGCGCCAAGGAGCGGAAGAAGAAGAGCAAGUUGAAGCUGUACUGUGCGUACUGCCACUCCAAGAAGCACUCGGACGCUUCCUGCUUCCACCUCGCGAUAGCGUACCGCGACAAGAUCGUGCGCGAGGGGUAUACGCGUCCACGCGGUGUGCCGAUCCCGCUGCUGUCGGACGACCUCGUCGAGAGCAAGCGACGCUUCUGCACCUACUGCCACAGCACCAAGCACAGCGACAGCGUCUGCCUCCAGCUCGUCGACGACGUGCGCAGCGGCAGUGUCCGAUCUGGGUACGCGGACCCGGAUGGCCAGCUCAUGCCGACGCCGGCACGCGUCAAGACUGACGACGAGAGCAAGAAGACACCCAAGCCGUUGGACACCAUUGUGCCCAAGCUGGAGCUUCUCGCUAGUUCACUACCAUCAACUGCUCCGGACGACAGCAUCCAAGUCAUGGAGCCAAACGAAGACAACCAUGAUGCAGCGACGAUGGACGAAGACGAUGACGAAGAGGAUGAAGAUGACGACGUUGUCAUCACGCAUGUACAAGAAGCGAGGUCCUCCCUCUUCCAGCAUACUAGAUGUAUGCUGCUCACAGACGGUAUGGUAGAAACAACAAAUGGAGUGCGGCCGAGUGUCACCAUCUCGUUGCGCUCGUGAUCGAGCUCGGCUCGGCGUGGGGCGCUGUCGUCUCACGAGGCAUCGCCGAGAAGACGCUGCUGCCGUCACGGACCCCGUACGGCGCCAAGAACCAGUAUGCAAGGCUCGUCGAGCGCGGCUUUGCCCAGAAGGCGGUCCGCAGCGCGAUGUUUACGCCGGCGGAACUUGCCUUUCUGCGCACCACGUAUGCCAAGUACGGCAACCGAUUCGGCGCCAUUUUCAGCGAAGGCCAAGCGCAGGGCUUCUUCGUAUCGCGCACCGUCACCGACAUCAAGGAAAAGGUCUACCGCAAACGAGCCGCGUGGGCCACCGCCGCCACGUCCUCUAAGUACUCAUAGUACGAGCCACUUUGACAUACUCGGGCAAGUGACGUGCAUGACGCGCGCCACGUGUGCGGCGUGCAAACCUCUAUAAGUUUAUAUUGGAAAUUAAUUGCUAGAGGUGGCAGGCUGAC
Messenger RNA from Saprolegnia diclina VS20, 2049 nucleotides. RefSeq lists its product as hypothetical. Lineage: Eukaryota; Oomycota; Saprolegniomycetes; Saprolegniales; Saprolegniaceae. The transcript has 3 exons. The record is from RefSeq and is a predicted model, not a curated record. Bases 15 to 1595 code for a protein of 526 amino acids.